Polyodon spathula (Mississippi paddlefish) is the source of this 1202-nucleotide messenger RNA. Its product is annotated as MICOS complex subunit MIC13-like. The transcript has 4 exons. The coding region runs from base 144 to 479 and encodes 111 amino acids. Gene Ontology annotation, biological process: cristae formation. The record is from RefSeq and is a predicted model, not a curated record. Lineage: Eukaryota; Metazoa; Chordata; Actinopteri; Acipenseriformes; Polyodontidae. Gene Ontology annotation, cellular component: MICOS complex; mitochondrial crista junction.
UUAUUGACAACGUUUCUAACAUCAUACCGACAAAGGACACAUUGUUUUGUCCUUGGAGAGAAAACAAAAAAAAACAGCGUGUUGUAAUAUUUCCGCUGGGAAACUAUUUAUUGCAUUUUAUCUGGAGUUAGCUGAUCGGAUACAUGGCUCCCCGGAUUUUUCCAUUAGUCAAGGUGCUGACAAAGGUGGGUGUGGCUGGAGGUGCUGUGUACGUUGCCUAUGACCAGGGGCUGCUGGGCAAUGGCGAGAAGGGGUCUGAAGUCCUGAGCAAAGCCAAAGCAGCAAUUCCCCCUGCAGUGGACGAGUGGAUGAAGUAUUUUGGCUGGGAGCUUCCUGCUCCACCCAAAAUCGAAUUCUCACCUUCUCAGGCCUGGAACUCUGGAGUUCAGACCACCAUGUCCGCCCUGUCUGUGGCCCCCAGCAGAGCCCAGGAGUACACCCAACGAGGAUGGCAGUACGUCAGGGACCUGACCAAGUGAGGGAGGAAUGCUGCCACCACACCGGCUUCAGCCCAGACCAGUGGUUCUCAGCUCCAGACCCCAGGAGCCUGUAACUCUCCAGGUUUUCAUUCCAACCCACACAAACUUGCUCCAGGAGUAUCCCUGAAAGUCAAGUUGUCCUGUGGUUCUGUAGUUACUAAGCAACUAUAAAUAAAAUAAAGACAUAGUUGUAAUGGAAUAGAAACCUAGAAACACUUGUCAAUCAGGGUCCAUCAACCCAUUAAAAAAAAAAAACUAAAAAAAAAACGAAUACACAAAUCUUGCCAUUGGGCCCAAAAGUAUUUAACUUAUUUACACCUAGAAAACCUGGUGCUCCUGGUUGAAAAUAAUUCCUAUUGCAUAGCAUUGGAAGUCCACUCCAGGUUUUACUGUGAUCUCAAUUAAGACACACCAAAUCUCCAUUGGGAACAGAUACACAGUAUAAGUGAACCAAAUUGAGCUCAGAACUGCUCAGCAACAAAAGCAUCACUUCCAGGGCUGCUGACUUUUCUCCUGCACUGAAAUGUUUCCGUCCUUCUGAAACAAAAGCCUGGUCUUUUGGGGCUGUCCCGGAGCCUGGAGUUGAGAACGAUUGCCUGGGUCCCCUUUUGUACUGAAAUGAAGACUGUCAUUAUUUGUAAAUACUACUGAUGAAAAGUUUCACUCCAGUGUUUUCCAUCUUCAUAAAGUACAAAGAGGAAUAAAAUACACUGAAUAUAUGCA